Molecule: messenger RNA, 2937 nt
Organism: Eptesicus fuscus (big brown bat)
Lineage: Eukaryota; Metazoa; Chordata; Mammalia; Chiroptera; Vespertilionidae
Gene: AMIGO2
Product: adhesion molecule with Ig like domain 2
Exons: 2
Coding region: 471-2036 (521 amino acids)
Molecular function (GO): protein binding
Source: RefSeq, a predicted model, not a curated record
GAACCCGGGGUCCGGCCGCCUGCGGAGCGCGGAGAGGCGGGGCCGGGGCCCUCCGGCUGCCCGCGCCCCCGCCCCUGGCACCGGGCUCCGGGAACUGGGCUGCCGGCGCGCGGGCACCAGACGGCCGAGCACCGAGCCGGUACCGUCAGCCUCGCCAUGAAGAGAGCCCGAGAGAACUCACCGCAGCCGGCGGAGACGGUGCCUGCGCCCGGGCUGGCUGCUGCCGCCGCGGCUCCUUAAAACUCCCAAAGUUGAGAGCCAGCGAGAGGCUGCCGCCCGCCGGGAGCCGGAGGGAAAGGAAUUCGGAGGAUGCGAGAGUGACAGACAGACGGGCAGACGGACGCACAGACCUUCCGAAGCCACCACCGUGCGCAGCCUAUCCCGAGUCCGCGAGGCUCCUCAGCUCUAGUCACUGGUGGGAGGUUGAGCUGGCCGCGAAGACGCCUGCAAGAGACUGAGAGGCGACCAGAAUGUCUUUGCGUUUACACACGCUGCCCACCCUGCCUCGAGCUGUCAGACCCCGCGGCAGGGGCCUGCUGUGUUUGCUGGCGAUCACGGUGACCGUGAGCCCGGGUGCCGCCGGGCUGUGCCCCGCCGCCUGCAUCUGUGCCACCGACAUCGUGAGCUGCACCAACAGAAACCUGUCCAAGGUGCCUGGGAACCUCUUCAGAUGGAUUAAGAGACUGGACCUGAGUUACAACAGAAUCGGGCUUCUGGAUUCUGAGUGGAUGCCGGUACCCUUUGGAAAGCUGAGCACCCUAAUUAUUCGCCAUAACAACAUCACCAACAUCUCCACGGGCAGUUUUUCCACAACUCCAAAUCUGAAGUGUCUUGACUUAUCCUCCAAUAAGCUGAAGGCCGUGAAAAGCGCAGUGUUCCAAGAGCUGAAGGUUCUGGAAGUGCUCCUGCUUUACAACAAUCACAUUUCCUAUCUCGACCCGUCAGCGUUUGGAGGGCUCUUCCAACUGCAGAAACUCUACUUAAGUGGAAACUUCCUCACGCAGUUCCCCAUGGAUCUGUACGCUGGAAGGUUCAGGCUGGCAGAACUGAUGUUUCUGGAUGUUUCUUACAACCGGAUCCCCUUCCUGCCAACCAACCGUAUAAGUUUAGUGCCAGAAAAGCAGCUGAGAGGCAUCCACCUUCAUGGAAACCCGUUCUUCUGCGACUGCUCCCUGUACUCGUUGCUGAUCUUUUGGUAUCGUAGGCACUUUAGCUCAGUGGUGGAUUUUAAGAAUGCUUACACCUGUCGCCUGUGGUCUGACUCGAGGCACUCCCACCAGGUACUUCUGCUCCAGGAUGGCCUUUUGAAUUGCUCCGACAGUAUCAUCAACGGCUCCUUCCGUGCGCUUGGCUUUAUCCAUGAGGCUCACGUCGGGGAAAGGCUGAUUGUUCACUGUGACAGCAAGACUGCUAGUGCAAAUACUGAUUUCAUAUGGGUGAGCCCAGACAACACGCUGCUAGAGCCGGGCAAAGAGAUGAAAAACUUCCACGUGUUUCACAAUGGAACCCUGGUUAUAGAAAGCCCUCGUUUUGAGGAUGCUGGAGUGUAUUCUUGUGUUGCAAUGAACAGGCAGCGCCUGUUGAAUGAAACUGUGGACGUCACAAUAAACGUGAGCAACCUCACCAUCAACAGAUCCCACGCCCACGAGGCGUUCAACACAGCUUUUACCACUCUUGCAGCCUGCGUGGCCAGUAUCGUUUUGGUACUUUUGUACCUCUACCUGACGCCGUGUCCCUGCAGGUGUAAAGCUAAGAGACAGAAAAGUGCGCUAAACCAAAGCAAUGCCCAUUCAUCUGUUCUCAGUCCUGGCCUGGCGGGUGAUGUCCCAGCGGAUGGACGGAAGGCAGGUGCCGGUAAAAGAGUGGUGUUUUUGGAACCCCUGAAGGAUACUGCGGCAGGGCAGAAUGGGAAGGUCAGGUUCUUUCCCAGUGAAACUGUUAUAGCUGAGGGCAUCUUAAAGUCCUCCAGGGUGAAAUCCGACUCAGAUUCGGUCAAUUCAGUGUUUUCAGACACACCCUUUGUGGCGUCCACUUAAUUUUGUGCCUGUAUUUUAUGAUGUAGUAAUUUAAUCGCUCCAUCUUUAACUUGGUGUGUGGUCUGCAAAAUAAACAGCAGGGUUGAAAUUAUUUUUGGCUUUUGAAAUACAACCAAAUGGUCUUUUGAAGUGGUUGAUAGGAAAUGUGGUAAAGCACUUUGGUUCCUCAAUGAGCCAGAGAAAGAUGGGGUUGUUUCCAAGGUUUAGUUCUAGAUAACGGUCCCUUAGUCUUAGCACCACUGAUCCUGUCGAAGCUGACCGGGAGGUGAUUUGACUGACAUGUCCUUUUAAUCAGGAUUCUUGAAAGAAAAACACACAAACAAACUGUAUUAGUAUACUUUAAAAAGAGACUUUACUAAUUUAGGACCAAAGUUGAAUAAUUUUAAAUAAAAGUGUUAGUGUCCUAUUUCAUUUGGAAGAACCAAACAGCCAUUAUUUAUAGAGCACAAAAAAUUAGAUUUGGGGAUAAUUCAGCUAAAUUCAUCAUUUCAGACUAAAGUAAAGAGACUUCACUGAUAAAGUUUACUGGGUACUAUCACAUCCCGUAUUAUGUUAGAUAAAUAGUGCAAUAAAGGUGCAUUUGUUUGUCUUCUUUCCAUUCUGUAAAUUUCCUAUCCUUGUACAAAAGAUCUUACUGAAAGUUUAAAGUCAUUACUUGUUGCCAUACGUAUGUAGGUGUCAAUACCAAAAUGUCUGGGUAACUUCUUAAACUUCUGUUCUAGUCAACUAAUACUUGUUUAUGUGCUUGUGUGUAUGUAAAUCUUAAAUUAUAUGAACCACUAUAUAGAUCCUACUGUACUGUGCGUUGGACAUUUGAAUUAAUGUAAGUAUAUGUAUUGUGUGACUUGAUGUUCUGUUUUAUUUAGCUAUUUAAAAACAUAAACCUAAGAUGUUUUAUGUG